This is a messenger RNA of Marasmius oreades (fairy-ring Marasmius), 1555 nucleotides long. RefSeq lists its product as uncharacterized. The transcript is spliced from 6 exons. NCBI's taxonomy places the organism in Eukaryota, Fungi, Basidiomycota, Agaricomycetes, Agaricales, Marasmiaceae. The record is from RefSeq and is a predicted model, not a curated record. Bases 1 to 960 code for a protein of 319 amino acids.
AUGUCGAGCCAUUCAUCUUCUAAUACAUCGUCCCCUCCCAGAUUCUCUCGGUACGUCCUUCAAAGUUCGGAUGUUCUUGAAGAUGCGAGAAUCAAUGUCCUUGAUGAGCAAUCCAGCAGCGUAAUAUGGUUCAAGGAACGUUAUCUUGGAGAUCAUGAAAUAGUCGACCAUGUGGUGCAUAAUUCGACCAGUACGAUAUGUUGGACGGUUCAUAAACCAUUGAAGGGGUGGUACAUCCGCAUACGUUCCCCGACUUUUCCACCUGGAGUUUUUAUUCCCUUAAUGCCUCUGUCGCCCAGAUCACCACAUUAUGGAGAAGCUGCUUUGACAUUCACCUCCCGGACCAGCAUACCUUCUGUGAAGGAUGCUGAAAUUUCGAUCCAGGCUUCAGCUUCAGCUUCACCGAAUACUUCGACAGUCCACUCUUAUCCCCCGACACCGCCGGCGGUGCCAUCUCUUGUCCUCCAGCCUGCUUCUCCUCCCGCUUCUCCUAAAUCCACCACAAAGCCUACCUCAUUAGACUCGGAACACAGUAAAAUUUCCUGGACUUCGACAUCAACUACCGACUUCGUGAUCGCGCCUUACCUCCCUGCGGCGACCAGUCCGUCGCUCUUCUCACGUAUUGUUAGCGCCAUAAAAGAUCGCGAAACCCUCGGUUCUAAUUCUUUCACGAUAUCCCGUAUCGCAGUUCAGGCCCCGCCGCCCUAUGUCUCAACAGGUACCAUGGGGAUAGCUUCUUUGGCCUCAAGCUCCCCUACUUCCCUAAAGUGUUUGCCCCUCCUCACAUUCCGUGAUCGUACUUCUUUUCUCACAGCACGAUCGAUGAAUGGGCUUUUGGAGUUGGAUCAGGCUGAAGAAUGUCUCCUUGGCGUAGAUACAGCUUUCUGGAUCGCAGUUGCUUUAACUUAUUUGGAUUUUCUGAACGAUAGAGCGAGCUACUUAGCGGCGUUGAAUGACUAGCUACGGGGACAUGUUAGGAGAAAAAGCGUUCAAUGCCGAUUAUAUAAGGGUUAUUUGUGUUAGAAUUCGUGUGGCCGGUUCCACAACCAAAGGGGCCCGACGGUAGCUUCUGACACAUUCUCGAUGAAAAUAUAGUUGAACCUUCUGUUGACUUCGUCCCCUCGCCAGGAGUACAUCCUCAGGACUGCAGUGCGGCGCAACUGUGAUGAACGAGGUCGAUUCAAGUUCCAGGCUAGUCCUCCCGCCACCGAGGGGACUAUCAGACAAAAAAAUGCGAACUCACUCUCUCAGUUCGAUAUUAUCUAUUAUCCAUCACAGGCAGAAAUAGCUGCACAUUCCCGUCCAAAGCUCGGCCAAUCAAAGGCAACAAUCAGACUUCAUCUAAUCACCCAGAAGAAAAACCCAACAUCGUCAAAGCGGGAGGUCUCGGAGGAAGCAGAACAGUCACUAGUCAAGUACCAGCCGAUCUGUGAAGGUUAAGACCUCAAUAUUCAAUCCUCGUUCCCUCUCCGCUACUGGAACGAAGUUUAUAGUCUUGUCGGGGACUUCUCGUGGUGGAAUUUCCACCAUGUGUCAAUCUUGCGGCUCUGGUGAU